Mauremys mutica (yellowpond turtle) is the source of this 4052-nucleotide messenger RNA. RefSeq names its product lysine demethylase 7A (gene KDM7A). The transcript has 20 exons. Bases 3 to 2759 code for a protein of 918 amino acids. The record is from RefSeq and is a predicted model, not a curated record. NCBI's taxonomy places the organism in Eukaryota, Metazoa, Chordata, Testudines, Geoemydidae. Gene Ontology annotation, molecular function: histone demethylase activity; transcription coregulator activity. Gene Ontology annotation, biological process: protein demethylation; regulation of transcription by RNA polymerase II.
AGAUGGCCGGAGCGGCGGCGGCGACCGCGACCCCCGUGUACUGUGUGUGCCGGGAGCCCUACGACGUGAGCCGCUUCAUGAUCGAGUGCGACAUCUGCAAGGACUGGUUCCACGGCAGCUGUGUCAAAGUAGAGGAGCACCAUGCUGUUGACAUUGAUCUGUACCACUGUCCCAACUGUGCAGUUCUGCAUGGACUAUCCUUAAUGAAGAAGAGGAGGAACUGGCACAGACAUGACUACACAGAGUUUGAUGAUGGUUCCAAACCAGUCCAAGCUGGAACACGGACUUUUGUUAAACAACUGCGGGCUCGCUCAUUCUCAAGUGCUGAUGAAAUCAUUUUGAAAAUGCAUGGCAGCCAGCUGACACAAAGAUACCUGGAGAAACAUGGGUUUGAUGUCCCUAUUAUGGUUCCUAAAUUAGAUGGUCUUGGGCUCAGACUCCCUCCCCCUACUUUCUCCGUUUUGGAUGUGGAACGCUAUGUAGGUGGCGACAAAGUGAUAGAUGUAAUUGAUGUGGCAAGGCAGGCAGACAGUAAAAUGAAGCUUCAUAAUUAUAUUAAGUAUUUCAUGAAUCCUCAUCGACCAAAAGUAUUAAAUGUGAUCAGUCUGGAAUUUUCAGACACAAAGAUGUCUGAAUUGGUGGAAGUCCCUGACAUUGCCACAAAGCUUUCGUGGGUGGAAAACUACUGGCCAGAUGACUCUGUCUUCCCCAAGCCUUUUGUUCAGAAAUAUUGCUUGAUGGGAGUUCAGGACAGCUACACUGAUUUUCAUAUUGAUUUUGGGGGCACAUCAGUCUGGUACCAUGUUCUGUGGGGUGAGAAGAUCUUCUACUUGAUCAAACCUACUGAUGAAAAUCUGGCUCUCUAUGAAUCUUGGAGUUCCUCUGUCACCCAGAGUGAAGUGUAUUUUGGGGAUAAGGUAGACAAAUGUUAUAAAUGUGUGGUGAAACAAGGACAUACCUUAUUUGUUCCUACAGGCUGGAUUCAUGCUGUGCUCACAUCUCAGGACUGUAUGGCUUUUGGAGGAAACUUUUUGCACAACCUCAAUAUUGGCAUGCAGCUCAGGUGUUAUGAAAUGGAGAAAAGGCUAAAAACCCCAGAUCUUUUCAAAUUCCCUUUCUUUGAAGCCAUCUGUUGGUUUGUGGCCAAAAACUUACUGGAAACUUUGAAAGAACUGAGGGAAGAUGGUUUCCAGCCCCAGAACUUCUUAGUCCAAGGAGUGAAGGCUUUACUUAGUGCUUUAAAGUUAUGGAUGAAAAAAGAACUUGUAACAGAACAUGCCUUUGAAAUUCCCGACAAUGUUAGGCCUGGGCAUCUCAUUAAAGAACUCUCUAAAGUGAUUCGCUCUGUAGAGGAGGAGAACAGCAAGCCAGUUAAAACUCAGGGAAUUCUUGGUAUGUGCCCAGUUUCACGAUCCUCACAUGAAGCAACCUCUCCUCACCAUUCCAGAAGAAAAGUGAGGAAACUGCGAGAUCAUACGACCAAAGUUCCUUCUAAUUUGGAUAUCCUGGAGCUCCACACAAGGGAGGUACUCAAAAGGCUGGAGAUGUCCCCAUGGGAGGAGGACAUAGCAAACUCUAAACUGAAUGGAAGAUUUAACAAGCCCUUUCAGCCAUCUUCUACAGUACCUGAAUGGAGAACAAAGGACAAUGAUCUACGCCUUCUGCUUUCAAAUGGAAGAAUUAUUAGAGAUGAGCGACGACCAUUUACAGAUCGAAGUCUUUACACGGCAGAUAGUGAGGAUGAGGAUGACAGGACGAGGUCAAAAAAGACAAAGACUAUUAAGCUGGAAGACCAGAGCUCAGGGUUGGAAGAACAAGGGACUGCAGAUGCCCAGAAACCACUGAACAUGUUCUUUGAAAGUGUGAAAUCAGAACUCAGGAAUGGAUCCUCAGAGUACUCUGAUAUUUCUGAUUCAGAAGAAUCUGAGCCUGAUUGCACUACCCAGCUAAAUAAUUCCUCUACGGAGGAGUCGGAAAGCUCAGGUGAUGAAGAGAAACAGGAGGUAACAUCAAAUUUCAAGGAGGAAUCUAAGGUGAUAAGGGACCUCUGUCAAACUACCCAGAAGCCAUCUAAAAAUGAAACUCCAAGUAAAGGGGAAUGUCCUACCUCGACAAGUACAGAAGAAGAAGCUAUUCAGGGCAUGCUUUCUAUGGCAGGAUUGCACUAUACCACAUGUUUACCAGGUCAUAUACAAAGCACACACUGCACAGAUAAAAGAACCUCUCAUCAGGAACACAGAAGUUACCCCAGAAGUAAGCAUAAGGACAGGCAGCCAUCCCAGAGUCAUAAAACAGAAUGUGGUAAGCACACGAGAGAAGAGGAAAGAGGCGUGGGGACUUCAAUAUGGGCAAGACAGCUAAAUGCAGCUUCCAGGGUUACCCCUCAGGAUACAAGUAAAGCUCAGAAAUAUAUUAAGAAGGAGAGUGCAUCAGAAGCUAGUCAUAAGGUUCAGGAGAAUAGAAAUUUUACACACAACAAUGGCUUGAGCUUCCAACAUGGCAAGUGCACGCGGGACUCGACCCUGAUCCAAGGGGAGUGUCGGUUGAGUGACGGCAGCCUCAGCCCUGAUAGGCCAUAUGGUGAGACGUCCUUGUCUAUACCCCUUCACCCAACCAAGAGGCCAGCAUCAAAUCCACCCCCUAUCAGCAACCAGGCCACAAAAGGCAAGCGUCCAAAGAAAGGAAUGGCAACUGCCAAACAGCGCCUUGGGAAGAUCCUUAAGCUGAACCGAAAUGGCCAUGCACGCUUCUUUGUUUGAUGUAGCUGCUACUACUACUACUGCUGCUGUCUUUCCUUCACAGCCAGUAUUGAGGGCAACAGAGCCUGGAGCUUCUGCUGUUCCUCUACCCGAAGCAGACUUGCAUGUACCAUGUAGAACACUGCCUAAUGAACAAAAAAACCAAUGCUGCAUUUUCACUGUGCCACACCCGCUCAGCAAUAACCAUUUGGGAAUGGGGAAUCUUCAGAGAGACAAUGGACUGGGAAACAGUCUCUCAUCAGGGCUUGAAUAUAACUUUGUUGCUGGUAGUGUCUGAGCUAAUUCAUGAGGGGAAGAUGAUAAAGGUGGUUAUCCAUAAUUUAUUUCUGACAGAUUUUUACAACUUUUAAAUUCAUUUUUAACUAUUUAUUUGGAAGACUUUUUUUGUGGGGGUUAUUAAUUUAGAUUUAAGAAUGUGAAGGUUUUUAAUUGUUCUUGAUAAUGUAUGUUUGGUGCAGUGGAGAGCCACAUUAAUGGUGAUUAGUCUGGACUCCUAAAUUUGAUAUUCAGGUUAUAGUCUUAAACAGGGAUGUGAUGCAUUAUUAAUUAUUUUUAAAUUAAGUCAUAUGGAAUCAUAUUUUAUAUUUUUUUUCUGCUCUUUAUAAGCUAUUGAUUGGGCUUUUGUUGCCCUGUAAGGUGCAUGUGCUCUGCCAGUUUAGUUCCCUUAGCCUCUCCCCAUUCUGUACACGUUGCUGACUCACCAAAGUGGAGAAGCAAAGACUCUUCUGUAUACAAGGAGAGCAUGAUUAUUCAAGUUCAGUAGCUAACAUGUCUUAAACAGCCCCCCUCCCUCAAUUUGGGGUUUAUGCUCUUCCUCCUGCCAUGAUUGGUGUUUGGUCCAGGCCAUGUGAUUUUUCUCUCUUAAGGAGAAAAUAAAAUCGCUUUGCGAAGUUUUAUUUAUACAACUUGUUAGUACAGAGGUGAGCAGCUUUUAUCUUUUCCUGGGGGAUGGGAGAGAGUGCAAUACGAUGGGUUAAGUUUCAUAUUUCAGAAUAAUUGUGUUGGUUGAAGAAACAAUUCUUAAAAUUAUAAAUAGCAGAAUUAAGAUUUGGCAGAUUACUUCCUGUGGAGGGAGCACUAAAACCAGUGAUAAUCAUUAGUAUACUUCAAAAAUGUAUUUUACCGAGGAACUAAGGAGGCAGUUGAACAUGUGCUGCUUGCAAGGCUGCACAUGAGAGCCAAUUUCAGUCUUAACAGGUGCAUAUGUAAGUGUUGAGUUUAGUAACUAGCUGAUCUCAGAACGAUCAUUUGUGCCAUGCUUUACAUAGAGCUGAUAGUAAAUGCCAAUUCUGA